Messenger RNA from Aspergillus lentulus, 1581 nucleotides. Lineage: Eukaryota; Fungi; Ascomycota; Eurotiomycetes; Eurotiales; Aspergillaceae. The record is from RefSeq and is a predicted model, not a curated record.
AUGCCCGAGGACAAGGUCGAAGCCAUCGAACAUGUCGAAUCCAGCCACUAUGAUGCCAAAUUCAAUUCGGAGGCGAUUGAGGAAUUCCUGCACGCAGAAAAGGAGAUGACGACCUGGCAGGCCGUCAAGGCGCAUAGACGCCUGUUGCUCUUUGCUAUCCUGCCCUUUGUUUGUGCGAGCAACUACGGCUAUGACACUGUCUCUAAUGGCUCCAGUAUUGCCAUGCCGGCGUUUAUCAUGUCCUUUGGCGCCAUGAAUCAUGCCACAGGGUCUAUGUAUCUGCCAUCCAUCUGGACAUCUCUCUGGACAUCCAUGACCAACCUCGGCCAGGCAUUGGGCUCCCUGAUAGCCGGUUUCCUCGCCGAGCGCAUCGGUCGUCGCUGGACUGCAGUGUCACUCGCCAUCCUUUCUAUCGUGGGCACCUUCAUUCUCGUCUUCUCCUCUACCAGGGACAUGUUAUUGGUCGGCAAGACGAUGAACGGAGCCGUUGUGGGAGGAUUGAUGGCGAUUGGAACCACGUACGCCGCCGAUAUUGCCCCCAUCAAACUCCGUGGUGCGCUCCUGCAGGCUAUCGUCUUCUUCGGCGUGGCCAUGCAGGGCGUGAGUUUGGGGAUCGUGCGCGCCUUCAUUCUCGACAUGAGACCGCUUGCUUGGAAGAUUGUUUUUGGCAUCCAAUGGGCUUUCGCCGGCUUAGUCUUGAUUGCUGCUUUCCUCGUGCCCGAGUCUCCCGUCUUCUACGUGGCACACGGAAAGCAUGAUAAGGCCCGAAGCGCACUCAGGCGCUUACACGGCAGUGCCGACCAAUACCUCCACAUACGCUACCGGACAAUCGUCCAUGCGCUCGACGAGGAGAGGAAGCAGCAGUCCGAAUCCGCGUCCUGGUCCGAGCUCUUCAAGGGCUUCAAUCUCAAGCGGACUAUAACCAUUGGGUUCAUCAUGUUUAGCACAAGCGCCAUUGGCGUGCCGUUCCUUACGCAGAAUAUCUAUUUUCUCAUCACUGUUGGCCUCAACGUUACCAGCGUUUUCGACAUCGGUAUCGGCGGCUUUUUCCUCGGCUGUCUCUUUGUGAUGCUCGGCUGGCUCUCCAACGAAAGGAUCGGUCGUCGGAGACUGUGGCUCUGGGGCUUAAUCGGCAACUUUCUCUGCAUGAUUACUAUCGGUGCCCUGGGAUUCAGCACCAAGAAGGCGAGCCAGUUGGCAAUUGCGGUAAUCAUGAACGUCCUCAUCUCGUACGGUGUAUAUGCCACGGUUGGUGUAGCCUGGACCAUCUGCCCUGAGAUCUCGUCCCACCGACUUCGCCAAUACUCGCAGUCUGUUGCCUUCAUUGUUGGCGCCAUCGGCGGUUGGCUGUUUAAUUUUAUCACCCCAUACAUGUAUAACGUCGAUUCUGGCAAUCUAGGCGCGAAGACGGGCUUUGUGUAUGCCGGGUUGACGGUGGUCGUCACUGUUAUCUCUUGGUUCCUCGUUCCCGAGACGGCAGGCCUCAGUGUUGAAGACAUUGAUAGGGCAUAUGAGAUGGGAACCGCACCACGACACUUCAAGUCUUCCAAAGCGGCAGUUAGCGCAGAGAGCGGACAUUGA